CGCGUAUGCACGGGCCACUUUGAUGUCGGAUCCACUCCCGGAUUCGAUACGCGUAUUCGGUCGAUUUCCUUUAGGAAACAGUGCAGUCUAUAGAGGCUUCGUGCCAAUUUCUUUACACGUAUAGCGUAUCCCUCCUCUGGCGCAAGGACGUCUGCUUUUCCAGCGUUCGGACAUAUAAAUUCAGAAUGGGUCACCCCAGAACCAUAGGGGUGGUCCCAGAAUACUCCCCCAAAGAUACCAAACGUCUCUCACAACAAUGGCGCAACUUGAGCCUUAUGUAGGGGAUUACUACCUCUGGGCAUAUCUACCAUCAGUCCCAGCAGCUGUUAUCUUUCUCCUGCUCUUUCUAGGCGCCACCAUCUACCACUUCUGGAAGUUAUGGAAAAUGCGAGCUCGGUUCUGUCUCGCCUUCGCCAUUGGAGGCAUAUUCGAGGUUAUCGGAUACGGUGGACGAGCGGCUGCUUACAGCAGAACUGGUGAAAUCCUGCCUUACUGCAUCCAAAACGUGUUCAUCCUUCUUGGCCCGGUUCUCUUCGCCGCAUCAGUGUACAUGACCCUCGGCCGCAUCAUCCGCAGUGUCCGAGCCGAACAUCACUCUCUGAUCCGAGUCAAUUGGUUGACGAAAGUCUUUGUCCUGGGCGAUGUGCUGUCCUUCGUGGUCCAAGGUAGCGCAGCAGGCCUGAUGGCGACAGGAUCAAACGCGAAGAUGGGGAAGAACAUCGUGGUCGUCGGUCUACUGAUUCAAAUUAUCAUGUUCGGGCUGUUUAUUGUAACUUCGAUCAUGUUCCAAAGACGUAUGCAUCAUCAUCCAACAGCCCAGGCACUCGACCAGGCGAUUCCCUGGAAAUCUCACUUGCACACACUCUAUGCAAUCAGUGUGCUGAUCAUGGUUCGGUCCAUAUUUCGGGUAAUCGAAUAUGCCAUGGGUCAGGAUGGGUACUUAUUGAGCCAUGAAUGGCCAAUGUAUGUCUUUGAUGCCUUGCUGAUGUUUGCUGUCAUGGUGAUCUGGGGAGUGUGGUACCCGGGAGACCUCAACUUCCUGGUACAAAAGCCUUCCUCCGACACCAUGAGCAUGAACAGGCCUGAGGAAGGGUCACGGUGCCCAUAAGAUGGGCUAUUCACGAAGCUGAUGAACUUGAAAAUGAAGCACUUCUGCUCAGAAGUGCACUCUCUACCUACUUUAUUCUUGUGUAUAACAGGAAUCAAUCACCCCAUAGUCAGAUAGAUCAGAUUCCUGUUUUACAAUAAGCCUGGCCUAUAUACAUCAUUGACGAC
Messenger RNA from Aspergillus caelatus, 1275 nucleotides. RefSeq names its product RTA1 domain-containing protein. Gene Ontology annotation, cellular component: membrane. NCBI's taxonomy places the organism in Eukaryota, Fungi, Ascomycota, Eurotiomycetes, Eurotiales, Aspergillaceae. The record is from RefSeq and is a predicted model, not a curated record. The coding region runs from base 257 to 1108 and encodes 283 amino acids. The transcript is spliced from 2 exons.